Apodemus sylvaticus (European woodmouse) is the source of this 3010-nucleotide messenger RNA. RefSeq names its product ankyrin repeat domain-containing protein 26-like. The transcript is spliced from 13 exons. Gene Ontology annotation, molecular function: protein binding. Gene Ontology annotation, biological process: negative regulation of gene expression. Bases 1 to 1890 code for a protein of 629 amino acids. Lineage: Eukaryota; Metazoa; Chordata; Mammalia; Rodentia; Muridae. Gene Ontology annotation, cellular component: extracellular region. The record is from RefSeq and is a predicted model, not a curated record.
AUGGGGGGGAGAAGGCUGGGGCGUGGUGAUCCAGGUCUUACUGCUAGCCGCGCACCCAGCUCUCCAGAGCGUGUGCAGCCGAGCGCCCCGGCCGCGGUUCCCCGGAUGGAUGAAAAUUACAAUCUCUUGCCGCACGGAGUCAAUUUCCAAGAUGCCAUCUUUCCAGACACACAGGAGAACAGAAGGAUGUUUUCUGUCCUUUUCCAGUUUGCUAACUGUUCCCAAGGGCAGCAGCUGACAACUUCCUCGAGUGACUGGGAGAUCCAGGAAGACAACAGGGCUUCACAGUUCAAGCAUGAAGAAUGUGUGGCUAUGUUAUUAGAACACGGUGCUGAUCCAAAUGCUAUUGACGACAGUGGGAACACCGCACUGCACUAUGCUGUUUGGCAUAACAGCACCUCAAUGACAGCCAAACUGCUGGCACACAAUGCCGACUUCAGUAUAAAAAAUGAGGAAAGCUUUACACCACUUACACUGGCUCGAAUGAAAAAUGACAACCUGGCAAAACUUUUAGAAGACCAGAAAGAAAAGAUAAAGGAACUUGAUGAAUUAGAAAGGUCUUCAAAGAAAACUUCCAAUGAAAAAGAAGAGGUCAAAGAACAAGGAAAUCAUAUGCUUGACCUUAAGGAACUAAUAUCAUGUGAGGGAAACUCAAAGGACUGUGAGCAGUACAGUUGUGACACUAUUUUGCAUUUUAUUGAAGAGCUCAUGAGACAGAGAAAAGAUAUAAAUUCUGAGAUCCUAGUGAAAAUCUGGGGUGCAGUUUAUACAUAUAAAAGAUCAAUAGACUUUGAAAAACAUAACUGUGAACUAAUUGAAGAAGAUUGUGAACGUAUAAGUAAUGAAAUUAUUGCACUGCGAGAGGAGUGGUCUCAACUAGAGAUUGAAAAUGCUGAACUGCAAGAUGAGCUAUGCAGUUUGAGGGCCACCCUUGAAAAUUUAGAAUUAAAUGAUGCAGCAAGCCUCCAAGCAGAGGAGAAUGAAGAGCUUUCAAGAACCCCGGUUCAAGAAGAACAGUUUAAGUUGUACCUGUCACUGACACAGAGUUUGCAUGAAAUGAGAAGAAGAAAUAGUGAACUAGAAGAAGAAAUAGACAGGUAUAUGGAUCUGUGCACAAUGAUGGAGGAGGACUCAGAUGCACAUCAAAAUGGAGAGUUUUCAGGUUAUAAUGCUUCAAGUACAAGUCACUGCGAAGAGGAUACGGUACUGAAACUAAGAGAGAAGCUUGAAAGUAUGGAAACAAAACUACAACAAGAAUUAAUCCGCUGCCAAUGCAAGGAAGAUGAAAUUAAUCUUUGGGAGCAGAAAAUAGCAGAAAGGACAGCAGCCCGGGAGAACCGUGAAGCGGAAGAGGGUAGAAUAAAGCAGCUUGAAGAGAAAAUACUCAGCCUCAAAGCCGAUAUGGACAAGAACAUGGUAGAGCGAAGUGAGGUAGAAAAUCAUAAGAAAGCCAUUGAAGAGCAAGCUAGGAGUCAACUCAUGGAAAAAAUAAACCAAGAGAACCAAGUCUUACGGGAACUAGCUGCCUCUGAGCAACAGAAAGAUCAGGAAAGACAGGAUUACAUCAUGUCACUGGAGCAUAGAUAUAAGGAAAUUGAACUUGAGAUUGUGGAAACAAAAUCUCGUGCAAUUUCUGUGAAAGCACAACGGAGAACAUUUGAAGAAAAAUAUAGAGCAGAAUUGCAACUUGAAGAACGAUUGAAAUAUGAACUUGAAAAUAUUUACAGGAGUAUUGUGGAGUUACAGAACACCAAGUCCAGGCUUUCCUCUGAGAGAAGGAUGAACAGGCUGUCACACAUCCACACUCAGCACAGAUCUGUCUCAGAGGGAACCAGUGACAGCAGUCUUCAGAAUAUCUUUGGGUUCAACAGCAUAGGGGCCACGAUUUAAGUCCACAUUCAAGAAGGAGAGCUUGGUGGGAUAGCUUAAUAAAGUUAGUUAUGCUUUUGUCUCUCUAAGUGUUUCAGGUUCCUGAUAGUAUUGUAUUUUAAGUUUGAUGAACCACUGAAGUGGAUAGCUGACACAAAAUUCUCAUUUUUCAGAUAUGCUCCUUUGUUAACCUGAGUCAGUAAAUAGAACAUAUUUGGAAUAUUUUAAAUUUCUUUCCAAUUGGAUCUUGAAUGAUAUUUCCAACAAAACCUGAAUGUUUGUUGACAAGACACAGUGGGUAGUGGUUCUUGCCACCAUUUGAACACAAUGUUCAUUCCCUGGACCCCAUGUAGUAUGAGGAGUGAACCUCUUUAGUGUUGUCCUCUGGCUAUAACAGAGGAGGUGUGGCAUGCACAUUAAGACAACUUAAAGUGUAUUCCUAUUUAUAUCCAUUUUUACCUUUCAGGUGACACUGUUUUAUCUGGGACUUAAGUAUUUAGUGGUUUUAUAAACAAUUUUUGGGGUCAUAUCCACCAUUUUCACUUAAAGAUUGAAAGUUAAACUCUUAACCGCAUGUGCAUAGUUGAUUUUAAGAAUUCCUCCCCUCCUCUGACAUAGGCAAAUCCAUAUUUUCUCUCUUUAGAAAACAAAUGGUCCAACAAAUGAACAAACAUACCAAAUUUAAACAAAGCAAAAUGAUAAACCAACAAUCACAUCAAGUCCUUAACAUCCAGGAAAAAUCACAAGAAACACAGAAAACUAAUUCAUUGUUAAGCGUUUUAAAUAUUUUUAUAUAUAAGAAAGCAUAUAUAUCAGUAAUCUUGCUUAAUUAUCCUUUAGUAAAAGGUUUCCAAAAUGUAACUCAGAAAAUAUUUUAAGUGAAAAAGUCUUUCUGGAAAGUAGCCGAAAGUUUUCAUAUUAUCCCCUAAUAAUAUUAAUUUCUCUCCAUCCCAUUUAUUUGAAAAAUUUCUUAUUUGAAAUUUCCCUAAAAGUAUCACGGCUUUUAGGAGCACCCAGUAAGUAUGUUCUGUCAUAGUUUAAUUGUAAAGACACAGUGAAUAGAGAUAAUAUUCAUGUUGAUACAUAUAUUUGUUGAGAUGGUGGAAUUAUGUACAGAAAUAAAACAGUGCAAUUACAAGAA